Messenger RNA from Plodia interpunctella (Indianmeal moth), 2029 nucleotides. RefSeq names its product Lysyl oxidase-like 2 (gene Loxl2). NCBI's taxonomy places the organism in Eukaryota, Metazoa, Arthropoda, Insecta, Lepidoptera, Pyralidae. Bases 328 to 1845 code for a protein of 505 amino acids. Gene Ontology annotation, biological process: peptidyl-lysine oxidation. The record is from RefSeq and is a predicted model, not a curated record. The transcript is spliced from 9 exons. Gene Ontology annotation, cellular component: membrane. Gene Ontology annotation, molecular function: protein-lysine 6-oxidase activity; copper ion binding.
UUGACAUUGAACUAGCACCGGCGACUAAUUGAAGUCACUACAAACAAGUCUACAGUGCAAUGAACAGUCUCAUAGAUAUCAGAGAAUAUUUUGCAUUUUACGAAAGCGUUUGACAGAAAAUAGUGUUGAUAAAAACCUUAAAUUUAUUCUAAUUUAAAAUUUGUUUGUAAAUCGUAAAGUAGUCAUUUAUUUAAAUUUGAUUUAAUAUACACCUAGAUUUGUAUUGAAUAACUUAAUUUUGAAUAUUUUUAAUGCUAAAGUGUGGGUUGCCCCAAGGAUCAAUUUUAGAGCCAAAUAUAUUUUUAAUUUCAUUAAUGUAUUUAUAUAAUGUUAGUAAAAAUGUUUGUCGUUAAAGUGAUUGCAUUAUUAGUUUUAAUAAUAGUAAAUGUAUGUGAGCUUAGCAAAGAAGUGGUUAGAGUAGUGGAUCAGAGACAGAGGGCUCAUUUUAUUCAAAGAUUAAUGAAUAGAAGAAUGAAACAUGAAGGAAAAAUUAAACUUAUUGGAGGUCCUACUAUGUACGAAGGGAAUGUCUACAUCUACCACGCUGGUCGCUGGGGCGCUGUGUGUGACGACUCCUGGGACGACACGGAUGCCCAGGUGGUCUGCAGAUAUUUCAAUAGAACUGGCAUUGCGACCCGUGGCGGAGAGUAUGGAGUUGCAAAGACAAAAUUCUGGAUGGAUGAUGUAGUUUGUCAGGGCGAUGAGAAGUACCUCUUCGAGUGUAUAUUCAGCGGUUGGGGUUCCUCUGACUGUUCAGCCACUGAGGCAGCAGGAGUCAACUGUAACAAACGACCAUCCAAAUAUGAACAAAAGGAUCAUUUCGAGCACAAACUAAUGUUGAAAAAACAAAAUGUCCCUUUAAAACUUGUCGGAACAAUUUUGAGAUUAGUGCCAUCGCGUAACUAUGUCUCAAAUAGGAAUGCGAGGAGUCACAGCAGAGGAAGAGUUGAAUUGUUCUACAACAAAACAUGGGGCAGUAUAUGUCCAGAUGGCUGGACUCUGUACGAAGCGAUGGUGGUCUGCCGUCACCUGGGCCUGGGUUACGCCCUGGAGGCCAUGCACACUGACUAUUUCGGCAGCUCCCCUAUAAUGCUUACCAACGUCAAGUGCCAGGGCAAUGAGAGCAACAUCUUUGAGUGCAAAGUGAAAUAUGGCGAGUCUGAUUGUCCAGGAGAUGUUGGUCACGUGGCCGCAAUAUCCUGUACAGAACAGUUGGCAGAUUUGCAGCUGGACACGAAUGCCCUGGAGAUAUCAGCUCACUUGGAAGACGUACCCAUGUACAUGCUUCAGUGUGCGAUGGAAGAAAACUGUUUGAGCAAGAGUGCUUACAAGGUGCAAGACGUGAACCCUGACUGGCACUUCGAUACACGAAGAUUACUUCGUUUCACAGCGUCCACUUUGAACAAGGGGACAGAUGAAUUCAGGCCUUAUCUGCCGAAACAUAUGUGGCAGUGGCACCUUUGCCAUAUGCAUUACCACAGCAUGGAAGUGUUCGCCACGUUUGACAUUCUAGAUGGGAAAGGUAGAAGGGUCGCUGAAGGUCACAAAGCGUCAUUCUGUUUGGAGGACAACACCUGUCUACCUGGAGUCGAGAGAAAGUUCUCCUGCAAGAAUUACGGAGACCAAGGUAUCUCCGUCAACUGCUCGGAUGUGUAUCUGUACAACAUAGAUUGUCAGUGGGUUGACGUCAGUGAUGUCGAACCGGGGGAUUAUACUUUUAAAGUGGCUGUGAACCCCCACGCAAAGAUAGCAGAGCAAUCUUUCCACAAUAACGCAGCUAUAUGCCAGCUCAGGCUUACUGGCACAUACGCCAGAGUCUACGGUUGUGUGCUGACCAGACCUUGAACAUGGUAAUCAGUCUUCAUAAUAGAUACCACAAAUUAUAAAUAUAUUUAAAAUAUUGUAACGAAAGCAAUAAAUUGAAUUUGCCGUCGAUUGCCAUAGUAAAAUGCUGAUGAAAAAAGUAUGUUUUUUUUUUCAAAUGCUGACUUACGAUCCUAUUUAUUAUAAUAAAUGCGAAAUUUUGUAU